Messenger RNA from Amphimedon queenslandica, 1511 nucleotides. Its product is annotated as CCR4-NOT transcription complex subunit 11-like. The transcript has 14 exons. The record is from RefSeq and is a predicted model, not a curated record. NCBI's taxonomy places the organism in Eukaryota, Metazoa, Porifera, Demospongiae, Haplosclerida, Niphatidae. Gene Ontology annotation, cellular component: CCR4-NOT complex. Bases 45 to 1376 code for a protein of 443 amino acids.
GAAAGAGGUGUGGUCUGGUGGGUGUGGUCAUCUUAUAAAACAAGAUGGCUCUCAGCACUAAAGAGUUAUCAAACUUAUUAACUAUACUAGCGGUUGAUAAUGUCUCCUCUAAUAAUCUGGAGACUAUUGCCACAGCAUUUCAUAGAAACUUCAGCAGAUUCGAUCACUUCAGAGUAGGGACUGCACUGACAUUGUUGCUCCAACAGAAAGACCUGCUACCAGUUGCUGCCCAAAGGAUCGCUGGCCUAUUCCUCCUUUAUGAGCUGUACAGAGGAGAAGCUAAUGGACCAAACCCUUUCAAUAGCUUCUUUCUUGAGUUACUAACUCCGUCCUAUGAAGAUGACCGAGCAGUGAGCGGGGCCCCAGUUGGCCACACCCUCUCACUGACGGAAAGGAACUUCCUCCUUCAGCUGUUGACUCCUCAAACUUUCCGUGAGCUACUCAAGAAGACUCCGGCUAGUCUCUGCAGUUCAGAGUUCAUAGUAUCCCAAGCAUUGGACCCGUCAGUCAUCAUACAAGCAUUCAUUGAUAGCAGUGAAGUAGGCGUGGCUAAAGGUGGUUGUGGUCUAUCUACUGUAAUAGCUGAUCCUGACACUUCAAUUACAAAUCAUCCUGAUGCUAGUAUUGCAGCUCCUACUGCUGAGAACCUGCUCUGUGUUGGUGAUCCAUGGCUGGAGCAACCCUUUGAGCCUAGUUUCAUUAGACCAUUACCUCCGCUUCACUCUUGUACUGAUGAGGUGGUUUGGUUGAACCCGACUGAGAGUCAGUAUACAAUACAGUGGGACAGUAUGAUGGUAGUGUCUGGAACUGAUGAAAUAAAGAAACUAUUUGCAAAGGCUUGCCAAGAAGUUCUGAGUUUACAGGAACAAAAGACUUUAAUUAAUCACCUGGAGACCGACCCUAAACUCAUACAUCAAGAUAUCGGACUCACACCUGCAAAGUUGCCGCAGUUGGUGGAUAAGAAUCCAACGAUCGCCAUAGAAACGAUACUGAAACUGACUACCUCAAGUCAAAUAUCAGAGUACUUUGUCUCUCUUGUUAAUAUGGAAAUGAAUUUACACUCGAUGGAAGUUGUGAACAGGCUAACACAGGCAGUUGACUUACCCCCAGAGUUCCUCCACCUUUAUAUCAAUAAUUGUAUCCAAAGGUGUCGAGAUGUACAGGAUAAAGGAUUGCAGAGUAGACUAGUCCGACUAGUUUGUGUGUUCCUCCAGUCACUGAUAAGGAACAAGAUCAUCAGUGUACAGGAUGAGUCACUGGAGAUACAGACCUUCUGUUUAGAUUAUUCAAAGAUAAAGGAGGCGACUGCUCUCUAUCGACUACUAAAACAACUUGAUGGAGAAGCAACAGCUGCUUCAUCUGGAGCCAAAACAUAAUUGAACACACCCACCACCUGGUAUCAUGACUAUGAAUCACACAAUAUUAAUAACUAAUAACAUUAAUAACUGUUAAUAACUAUUGAGUCAUUGUAAGUUGGGUGGUUUGAAAGAUUGCCAGCAUCUCUCUUUAAA